CAGAACCGGUGGGGAAUAUGAGAGUCGUUGGAAAAAAUGGACUAUUACCAGUAUAAUGGAAUUAUACAGUCAAAUUAAGCCGUAAAAAUGUUGCUUUCCAGCCUUAAGCGACGAUUGGGUACGUGUCAUUUAAACCAGGAUGUACUUGAAAAUUUAUUUGGAGUUAUACGCGCUAAAGGUGGUUUGCACGACCACCCCGACCAACAGGAAUUUAAAUAUCGGCUCAGAACAUACAUUCUUGCGUGCAAUGAGGGCGCAAUUUCUACGGGAGGGAAUGUCGAGGUUGAUGAUACCAGAACCAUCUCAGCCUACUCUUACAGGUACGAUAUUGCGACCCAUGAUACUUCCAUUGGAAGAAAUUGAACUGAGGGAGUUUACUGAUCCAGAAUAUGACGGUCUAGAAAAUGUAGCCGGAUAUAUAUGUUACAGACUACGUGAUGAAUUUCCUACCUCGUCCUUCGAAACUAGCGACGACCCAUCACUCUCAUGGGUGAACCUCUUAAGUGAUGGUGGUUUAUCACUUCCAAGCGCCCAACUUUAGUCAAUAUUUGUAGCAGUUAAUGGUGUCGGCCGCUGUGGUGUAGUGGUAAGCAGUGCGAGUUUCCACUCCGCAACGCCUGGGUUCAAACCCUGG
This is a messenger RNA of Rhagoletis zephyria (snowberry fruit fly), 634 nucleotides long. RefSeq lists its product as uncharacterized. Lineage: Eukaryota; Metazoa; Arthropoda; Insecta; Diptera; Tephritidae. The record is from RefSeq and is a predicted model, not a curated record.